Molecule: messenger RNA, 1207 nt
Organism: Octodon degus (degu)
Lineage: Eukaryota; Metazoa; Chordata; Mammalia; Rodentia; Octodontidae
Gene: Lin52
Product: lin-52 DREAM MuvB core complex component
Exons: 6
Coding region: 156-506 (116 amino acids)
Biological process (GO): regulation of DNA-templated transcription
Cellular component (GO): DRM complex
Source: RefSeq, a predicted model, not a curated record
CGCGCGGUGGGCGUGGCGGCCAGGGGCGGGGACAGGCAAAUGUUGCCCCGGGGGGCGGGGGAACGAGACAGGUGCGAGUGGGGGAUAGGCUCUCUCUUUCGGGGCGUGGCUUGUGGGCCUCCCUUUCCCGCCGACGGUUGGCCACGUCACGUGACAUGGGUUGGAAGAUGGCGUCUCCCACGGACGGGACGGAUUUGGAAGCAUCAUUGCUAAGUUUUGAAAAACUUGACCGUGCUUCGCCAGAUCUUUGGCCAGAACAAUUACCAGGUGUUGCUGAAUUUGCAGCUUCCUUCAAAAGUCCCAUUACUAGUUCUCCACCCAAGUGGAUGGCUGAAAUAGAGCGUGAUGACAUUGACAUGUUGAAAGAACUGGGAAGCCUCACCACAGCUAAUCUGAUGGAGAAGGUACGAGGCCUGCAGAACCUGGCCUACCAGCUGGGGCUGGAUGAGUCCAGAGAGAUGACACGGGGCAAGUUCCUCAACAUCCUAGAGAAGCCCAAGAAGUAGCUGCUGCCUGAGCACAGGUUUCGUGGGGACUGUAACUGGGCUCCCUCCUGGGCAGUUCUGACGGUGCGCACCUCAUACCUCCCUGGGAGGGCCAGAUCUGUACCUCCAGGACUGCCCCUCCCCACGCCUGCAGGCUGCACUCUGAGGACAUUGGUGGCAGGAGGAGAGUCUGCUCUCCCCAGGGAUCGUUGUUACUGAAGCAGCAUCCUAGCCUUGGAAAUCAGUGACACCGGAGUUCCAAGCGGUGCUUCCUUCCUCAUUUCCAGAAUGGUUCGGGAGCCCCAGGAUCGUAGAGCUGCUGGAUGCUGUGAUGGCAAAGCCAUUGUGGCAGACUGACUGGACGGGCUCUUCGGAGCUGUGUGUGAUCUCUCAGGAAGUCCUGGUGCUUCAGGGACAGAAGCGACCUCCUGGGCUCUGGACCAGUGUGUGUCGGACCUGUGGGCGCUCCACUGUGUGGCCACUUCCGAGAUUCCCCAGCCAGAGAAGCCAGAAUCUUCUCAAAAUGUUCACCUGCUUUUUAAGUCCGACGCCUCUCCGCACAGUGUGCCCUCAGUGCCGUUCAUUCCCCACCUCCAAGCCCAUCUUCCAGCGCUGAUGGCAAACCGGGAGACUCCCCAGUAGUGAGUCCCUCCUGACGUCAGCUUCAGGAGCAAAGGGCCUGUGCUGCUUGCUCUGAGUCGCCUGUGCGGCCCUCAGUGAGG